Naumovozyma dairenensis CBS 421 is the source of this 3684-nucleotide messenger RNA. It is a transcript of the gene UTP22, whose product is annotated as rRNA-processing protein UTP22. Gene Ontology annotation, cellular component: small-subunit processome; CURI complex; UTP-C complex. The record is from RefSeq and is a predicted model, not a curated record. Gene Ontology annotation, biological process: rRNA processing; tRNA export from nucleus. The transcript has a single exon. Lineage: Eukaryota; Fungi; Ascomycota; Saccharomycetes; Saccharomycetales; Saccharomycetaceae. The coding region runs from base 1 to 3684 and encodes 1227 amino acids.
AUGACUGGUAUCAAAAGAAAAGUUUCUGAAAUUACAGAACCAGAAAGUCCUUACUCGAAAAAAGCUCUAAUAGAGCAAGUCGAAACUGGGGUGACUGAACCAAAACAAAAUGAACCUGAAAAAGAGGAAAGCAAAAGUGACGACGAAGAAGAGGAGGAAGAGGAAGAGGAAGUGACAGCAAACAAGGUUAAGAAUGGUCCAACAAGUGGUUCAACAGCUUCACAAGAUAUACACAUUGCCAGAGAAACGGCCGAGUUGUUUCAAUCGAAUAUCUUUAAAUUGCAAAUAGAUGAAUUAUUAGAACAAGUAAAACUAAAAGAAUCUCAUGUCCUAAAAGUUGAAAAGUUUUUACAUAAGUUAUAUGAUAUGAUACAACAAGUUCCUGAAUGGGAAGAAAAAACAAUUACUGAAGUGGAAUCAUUCUUCAAGGGAAAAAUCGUUGCUGUUCCUUUUGUUGAUCCAAAACCAACUCCAGCAUCUACGCACUAUAAAUUUAAUUAUAAAAAACCAGAUGUCUCAUUGAUUGGCUCAUUUGCUUUGAAGACAGGUAUAUAUCAGCCAAAGGGUUCAUCUAUCGAUGUUUUGUUAACAAUGCCAGAAACUUUAUUUGAAAAGAAAGAUUUCUUAAAUUUCAGAGCUCUACACAAGAGAAGUGUGUAUUUAGCAUACUUGACACACCAUUUAUCAAUCGCUCUGAAAAAUGAAAAACUGGAUGGCUACUUGUCCGUCGAGUAUACAUAUUUUAAUGAUGACCCACUUUUACCAAUUUUAAAAAUUUCUUGCGAUAAGGCUCCUACUUCUCAAGCGAAUGAAGAAUAUAAUUUUUAUAAAACUAAAUUUUCCAUUAAUUUAAUAAUAGGUUUCCCACAUAAAAUGUUCGAUGCCAAAAAAUUGUUACCAAAUAAAAAUUGUAUCAGAGUUGUACAGGAUGAAAAUACUAAAGAAUUACCAGCGACUCCAUUAUAUAAUUUUGCUGUUCUUUCCUCCACUACUUAUGAAGUCUACCUAAAAUAUCUAUACAAAACUAAAAAACAAACUGUUUCAUUUAAAGAAGCAACCAAUCUGGGCAGGUUAUGGUUACAACAACGAGGAUUCUCUUCUAGUUCUGGCCAUUCAAAAAUGACUGGAGGAUUUGGCACAUUCGAAUUUGUUACGUUAAUGGCCGCACUUCUGAAUGGUGGUGGUAUAAAUGGAAAUAAGAUCCUUUUACAUGGGUUUUCUUCUUAUCAAUUGUUUAAAGGUGUCAUAAAAUAUUUAGCAACAAUGGAUUUAUGUACUGAUGGUUACUUACAAUUUUACUCUGAACCUGAAGAAGACUCUACCACGCGUGUAUCCAAAUAUAUUGAAGAAGGAUUCCAAAUCCCUACAUUAUUUGACAUGUCCACUAAAGUCAAUAUUCUAACGAAAAUGAGCAUCGCAUCAUACCAAGCGUUGAAAUUGUAUGCGAAACACACUUUAGCUAUGUUGAAUAAUGUUGUUCAAGAUCAAUUCGCCAAUAUUUUCCUAACAAAUAUCAGUAGGGUGGAUAAUUUGAAAUUUGAUUUAUGUUACGAUUUGCAUCUUCCAUUGGGGAAUAGUACUCACACUGAUUCUCUAUUAGCAUCUGCCUUUGGUCCAUUAGAAAGAAUUAAAUUCAUUACUAUAGAGAACUUCCUAGUGAAUAAACUUCUAAAUGUCGUUAAAAUUGCAUUAGGUGAAAGAAUUACUUUGGCAGAGGUGGAGUUAGUAGACUCGAAAUCAUCGUUCCCUAUCAACAAAAGAAAGGUACAUUCCACGAGUGGGGAGAACCAUUUUAACUUCGAUUAUAUCAAAUUAAAACUGUUAGUGAAUCCAGAGGAAUCUGAAAAAUUAGUCACCAAAGGUCCAGCACAUUCGGAAGAAGCUUCACCAGAAGCGACUUUUUUUAAGAAUUUCUGGGGUCCAAAAUCCUCAUUACGUCGUUUCAAGGAUGGAUCUAUCACGCAUUGUUGUAUUUGGACUACUUCUUCAUCCGAACCAAUUAUUUCUAACGUAUUAGAUUUCGUUCUAAAGAAGCAUAUAUCUGAAAAACUAAUCAUACAAAAUCCGAUUACAAAACAAUUCCAAGAUAUUCUCCCAUUACCAAAUUUACCAGCUAGUACAAAUACAUCAGUCCUAAAUUUGAACAGUUAUUUCAAUCUAAAAAAGUCUUUCGACAAUUUAUACAAAAUAAUGUUCAAGAUGAAUUUACCUUUAUCCAUAAAGUCUAUUUUACCAGUUGGAUCCGCCUUCAGAUAUACAUCAUUAUGUCAACCAGUACCAUUUGCAUAUUCAAAUCCAGAUUUUUUUCAAGAACUUAUCCUUGAAUUCGAAUCUUCUCAAAGGUGGCCGGAUGAAAUAACAUCAUUAGAAAAGGCCAAGACUGCAUUUUUAUUAAAAAUGCAAGAACAAUUACAGGCCGAAAAUGGGAAUCAAUAUAAAUCAUUUUUCACAAGAGAUGAAUCCAUUCCAUAUAAUUUAGAAAUUGUUACUUUGAAUAUUUUAACACCAGAAGGAUAUGGUUUCAGGAUCAGAGUCCUAACCGAACGUGAUGAAGUUCUAUAUCUAAGGGCUAUAUCAAACGCUAGGAAUGAAAUCAAACCCGAGUUAGAAAAGACAUUCUUGAAGUUUACAGCUAAAUAUUUAGCUUCCAUUAGACAUACAAGAACUAUAGAGAAUAUAUCACAUUCUUACCAUUUCUAUUCACCAGUUGUUAGGUUAUUCAAGAAAUGGUUAGACACGCAUUUACUAUUUGGACACUUGCCCGAAGAGUUAGUUGAAUUAAUUGCCAUGAAGCCAUUCGUUGAUUGUUCUCCAUAUAACAUUCCAGGAUCUGUCGAGAAUGGGUUUUUAAAAAUUUUAAAAUUUAUAAGUCAAUGGAAUUGGAAAGAAGAUCCUUUAAUCCUUGAUUUGGUUAAACCAGAAGAUAAGUUAGAAGAUUCUUUAGAAACGAGUAUUGGUGGCUCUGAUUUAGACUCUAAAACGAUGAAAAAAUUAUCUGAAAAACUAACUUUGGCUCAAUAUAAGGGAAUCCAAACUAAUUUCAAUAAUCUAAGAAAUAGCGAUCCAAAUGGUAUACAUUUACAAUUCUUUGUCGCCUCUAAAAACGAUCCAAGUGGGUUAUUAUAUUCAAGUGAUAUCCCAUUAGCCAUAGCGACAAGAUUAACUGCACUAGCGAAAGUUGCCACCAACUUAUUGCACACGCAUGGUAUAAAUGAGCAAACUAUUGGAUUAUUAUUUACUCCAGGGUUAAAGGAUUACGACUUUGUUGUUCAUUUGAAGACGCCUGUACCAUUAAAGACAUCAAGUGGUAUAUUAGGCUCAUCUGAAUUCAGAAAUAUUGCUAAUGAUCAAGCCCCAACUGCAUUUCCAUCGGACUUGGCUGCUCUAUCUGAAAAGAUGGACCCAACAUUCCAAUUGAUGAAAUAUUUGAACAUGAAAUACAAGAAUAGCCUAAUAUUCUCAAGUCAUAGAUAUAUUGGUGUAUGUGGUGGCAACAAGGGUAAUAAAAAUGUCAUUACUGGGUUAAUAAAACCAUUAUUUAAGAAAUCACAUAAAUUUAAAGUUAAUCUGGAUUGUAAUAUGAAGCCCAUUGAUAAAGAAAAUGUCAUUUUGAAUAAGGAGGCCAUCUUCCAAGAAAUUUCUGCAUUCGGCCACGAAUUGGUUGUUGAUUUUGAAACUAAUUAG